Molecule: messenger RNA, 3367 nt
Organism: Gracilinanus agilis (Agile Gracile Mouse Opossum)
Lineage: Eukaryota; Metazoa; Chordata; Mammalia; Didelphimorphia; Didelphidae
Gene: ST6GAL2
Product: ST6 beta-galactoside alpha-2,6-sialyltransferase 2
Exons: 6
Coding region: 218-1852 (544 amino acids)
Molecular function (GO): sialyltransferase activity
Source: RefSeq, a predicted model, not a curated record
CGCAACCCAGGCAGCCUCAGCAUGUCUGCCCCACGGCAGCCUCCGCGAAUCUCGCUUUCGCCCAGACAAACACCCUCCCUGCAGCAAAGGCGGCCCCAGAAGCAACCAAGGCAAAAGCGGCAGCUCCCCAGCUCCCCCGAUCUUUAACUCCCCGAGGGAGCCCUGCUCCUGCUCCCGUUCCCGCUCCUGCUCUUGGGUAAUCCUUGAGCCUAACCUGAUGACCCACCACCCAACCCUACUCUCCAGGUUGCCUACCACUACUUCAGGACACAGAAGUGUUGAUACCAGCUCUGCCAUGAAACCGAACUUAAAACAAUGGAAACAACUAAUGCUCUUUGGGAUAUUUGCUUGGGGUCUCCUUUUUUUAGUGAUCUUCAUCUAUUUCACAGAUAGCAACACUGUAGAACCAGUUCCAAGUUCCUUUUCAUAUGUUGAAACUAAAAGGAUCCUGCCUAUUCAAGGAAAACAGAGAUCAAUCAUGGGCGCCAUGCAUGACCCAUCUUUUUCUGCAACCAUCGAUGGGAAUGAGGUGCUCCUCAAUGGAGAUCUUUUUGAUUCAUUUAACUCAGGUCCCAACAGUCUUCAGAAAUGGACUGAAAUGAAAGAUGGUUUGGAGAAUGAAGAAUUUUUUCCUUCUCAGAUGAGAAAAAAAUCCCCACGCAUUUUCUAUCAAGGGGAUGAUGACUAUUUUUUUACUAUGGGCCAACCUAUGUCACACAGCCAUGGCCAACAGAUGGUGAAGUUCAUCACCCUCAGUGAGGAGGACCAGAAAGGGGGCAUCAGACACAAUCAAAAGAAAAUCAUCUCAAGGCACAGGAGAAGUCAGUUGCCCCACAAUUGGGACAGACUCUAUUCGACCAUGUCCAAGUCCUUUCUCUAUCGACUUUGGAAAGGAAAUGUCUCUUCAAAAAUGCUAAAUCCACGUCUACAAAAAGCAAUGAAAGAUUAUCUUACCACCAACAAGCAUAGGGUGAGAUUUAGGGGAAAGCGGAACUCCAAGCUGACAAGGGAACAGCUAUUGUGUGAGCUCAGGGACCGAGUGACUGUAAGGACUCUGGAUGGAAAGGAGGCCCCUUUUUCGGACCUCGGCUGGGAGAAGCAUGUCCCUCAAGUGCCCCUGAGCAAACUGUAUCCUCAAGGUUUGGGUAGCUGUGCAGUAGUCAUGUCUGCAGGUGCAAUCCUGAAUUCUUCUCUGGGGGAAGAAAUAGAUUCUCAUGAUGCAGUUUUGAGGUUUAACUCUGCUCCUACACAUGGUUAUGAAAGAGAUGUUGGAAAUAAAACAACCAUGCGCAUCAUUAAUUCCCAGAUUCUGACCAACCCAAAUCAUCACUUCAUUGAUAGUUCAUUAUAUAAGGAUGUCAUUUUAGUGGCUUGGGACCCUGCUCCUUACUCUGCAAAUCUUCACAUGUGGUAUAAGAAGCCAGACUACAAUCUCUUCACUCCCUAUAUUCAGCAUCGUAGGAAGAACCCAAAUCAGCCCUUUUAUAUUCUUCAUCCUAAAUUUAUUUGGCAACUCUGGGAUAUAAUCCAAGAGAACACAAAAGAGAAGAUUCAACCAAAUCCUCCAUCUUCUGGUUUCAUAGGGAUACUUAUCAUGAUGUCUCUGUGCAAAGAAGUGCACGUGUAUGAAUAUAUUCCAUCUGUACGACAAACUGAUCUUUGCCACUAUCAUGAACUAUACUAUGAUGCAGCCUGUACUUUGGGAGCCUACCAUCCCCUGCUCUAUGAGAAGCUGCUGGUGCAAAGGAUGAACCAAGGCAUCCGGGAUGACCUGUACCGAAAGGGAAAAGCGAUCCUGCCAGGGUUUCGGGCUAUCAGCUGCCCUGCACCUGAUCAUUUUCCAAAUCCUUAAAAAAAAAAAAAAAAAAAAAAAAAAAGAAAAAAGAAAAAAUAGAUUUGCCAGAAAUAAUGUGCAAUAAGGUACUACUGUUGUACUCUACACAACAAAAGAAUACUUGAAGAUAUAUUUUAGACCAACAUAGUCUUGAGUCUUUAAAUUGUAAUUUAGAAGUAGGCAUGAGGAAUCUUCCCUUCCUAAGCCAUUGAAUAUUUAUUACUGCUUUGCAAAUAGUUAAAGGAAUACAUUAACAGUAAAGCUUAGCUCAAGAAAGAUACAAAAUGGUGUAGCUAGAAAAGAAAAAUCAAUGUAUUUCCGUGGGUGUGACAUGUCAAAAAAAGUUUAUACUUUCCCAUACCCCAUGUGCUCAUUUUCAGUAUGAUUUUUCAGUCAUAUUUUUAAGAAAUAUACCUGAUAUUGGGAAAUGGUUAUACACAGCAAUUCAUAGAUCGAAAGACCUUUUGAUAUCAUCAGUGGGAUUGCUUCCUCCAACCAUACAGAUGGAAACCUUUGCACGCUUUCUCAUCCUGCAUUAUUUUUAUCCAUAAUUUCCCCAAAAAUUCUCCAUAGAGAAUAUACUCAGUUCUCUCUAGCCCUUUAUCUUAUUUUUUUCUUUUUGUUUUGUUUUCAGUAUCUUGUAAACAACAGCUUCCCCCUGAGUUAUCCAUCUGUUGUCUCUCAUUUUUGUUCUCCAGGUGAUCCACCUUUUCCCCCAGUCCUAGGUAAUCUUCUGUGUCAUUUAUUUAAAAUGUCAUCUUUUGGAACAUUAGCCUGCUUAUACGUGCUGUAUCUCUUUUGGUUUGUUGAUAAUUUUCAUUUUCUGUGACAUACAUGUAUUUCUUGGUGACUGUUACUGGGAGAAUAUUGGUCUGUAAGAAAUUGGCUUUUGCAAGUGGCAAGCAGUUUAGGAUCAGUUAAAGAACCCCCAGUGUCCCAAAUGCAAACCAGCUUAAUCCCUUUCUUACAUAUGCACAUUAAUGUUCAUUUUAAAGAGAACUUUACGGCCACUACCCAUAAAUAAUCCCAGUCUUGUGCACAUCAACAGCAAGAAAACACAACUUUUUCACACAUGCUUUACCACCACUUCCUGCCACCCAAAAUCCUGGCACUUUUUACCAAUUACUAAAUUCUUAUUUAAAUGGAUUUUUUUUAUUUUUAGUGGCAGAAGCAGUCCUUUAUUUUCAGGCCUUCACAUGCAUUUCCCUUUUAUCAUCCCCAGUGUUUUUGUUCCAUGUUUACAUAGUUGAAUUUCUAAAACUAAAUAAAAUAAACCUCAUGGAGUCUUAAAGAAGGUAGGUUUCAGAAGCAGAUUCUAUUCAAUGAAGGGUUGGUGUCCACUUUAUUAGAAGGAAUUUGUUUUGUUGCAAUAUUUUCUUAAAGUAAUAAGGAAAAUAUCAAAGAAUAAAAUGAGGAUAUAAAUAGGGAGGGUCAUUGAAUUGCAUAGGAAGUUACUUUGCUCAGGCUUCUGUCUUCACCUCAAUAGCCAAGGUUCUGCUCUGUAGCCCAUUUGCACUUAGUUUUCUAUUCUGA